Aphis gossypii (cotton aphid) is the source of this 646-nucleotide messenger RNA. RefSeq names its product protein Asterix. Gene Ontology annotation, molecular function: protein folding chaperone. Bases 160 to 507 code for a protein of 115 amino acids. The transcript has 4 exons. Gene Ontology annotation, cellular component: endoplasmic reticulum membrane. Gene Ontology annotation, biological process: protein insertion into ER membrane. NCBI's taxonomy places the organism in Eukaryota, Metazoa, Arthropoda, Insecta, Hemiptera, Aphididae. The record is from RefSeq and is a predicted model, not a curated record.
AAUAAAGAUAAAUAUCAAAUUAUUUAAAUUGCAGUUUUCAUAUUCUAUUUUGCGGUUACAGCCUGCAAAUUUCGAGAUCGUAGAUACUAGAUACUAAAAUUUCCGUUGACUGAUUCAUACAAUUCCGAAUUUUUAAAUUUCUAUAGAUUUUCAAUCAAAAUGUAUUCCAAUCAUUCGUCUGAUCCCAGAAGACCGGACAAAGAGCACAGGUACAAACCAAAAGCUGUCAACAGUGAUAAUCAAGCUCUAACACCUGGUGAAGACUUGACAUCUGACUAUAUGAAUAUUCUGGGAAUGAUUUUGAGUAUGUGUGGAUUAUUGAUGAAGUUUAAAUGGGCGGCAUGGUGUGCUAUGUUUUGUUCAUGUAUAAGCUUUGCAAAUUCUAAAGCAUCUGAUGACAACAAACAAAUCUUUAGCAGUUUCAUGCUUUCCAUGUCAGCAAUUGUGAUGUCCUAUUUACAAAAUGCACAACCAAUGACACCACCAUGGUCUACAGCAUUUGGAUAAGAAUUUUACAAAUAAAAAUAAAAUUAAAAUAUUUUCUUUAUUAUAGAUUAAUUAUAUAAUACAUUCAUUGUUUUGUCAAAACUAUAAAAAUAAAAACAUUGCCCGUUAAAAUUAUUUAAAUAAAACUAUAUGGAAAAUA